Messenger RNA from Adineta ricciae, 618 nucleotides. The record is from the annotation of a GenBank genome assembly. Lineage: Eukaryota; Metazoa; Rotifera; Eurotatoria; Adinetida; Adinetidae.
AUGUACGCUCCUCCUCCAGCUGUUGCCGCCGGUGGUGCUCGUCGCUCUGGUUUAGCUGCGAGUGGUCCACUUUUAGCCGUUUGCUGUCUUCUCUUUAUUCUCUUUCUUAUUGCAUCGACUAUCGUUCUGGCUUUGAUUCCAGUUUACCUUGCAACAAGGGAUGGUAACACAAUCACUAACUCUCCAACUUAUUUAAUGACAUUGUCACCUACAAAUGGAACAGGAUUGACUGAAACUAAUCUGGACUCAACCUCACUUUCCAACAUUGCCACUGCUGCAGCAACAGCUGCAAACGCACCAUCCGGCUCAUUUUCUGUAAACUCUGGCACAUCAACUGUAAACACUGCAGGCAGACGUAAACGACGAGGAUUUGGUCUUGUACGACAGCGCCGCGAUGGAUUCAAGCUUUACUGCCCAUUCUCGUUCAACCGAUUACGAUGUGGUGGACUAUGUGAUGGUGGCGCUUUUCGCAAAAGGAUCCAAACAUUCUAUACUAUUAUCAAUGUUUUGACUUCUUUUGGUUACCAGAACAUAUACUUCUUUGUGACCAUCACUUAUUCAACAACUUUCACUGUUCCAACACCCAGUCCAACAGCAGUAACUGCCACUGUGGGUUAA